Molecule: messenger RNA, 1179 nt
Organism: Cokeromyces recurvatus
Lineage: Eukaryota; Fungi; Mucoromycota; Mucoromycetes; Mucorales; Mucoraceae
Product: 26S protease regulatory subunit 8
Exons: 4
Coding region: 1-1179 (392 amino acids)
Biological process (GO): proteasome-mediated ubiquitin-dependent protein catabolic process
Cellular component (GO): proteasome regulatory particle, base subcomplex
Molecular function (GO): ATP hydrolysis activity; ATP binding; proteasome-activating activity
Source: RefSeq, a predicted model, not a curated record
AUGAAAAAAGAAGGAGUAAAGUCAUACUAUCAAGCAAAGAUUGAGGAAUGUGAAUUAGUUAUAAAUGAAAAGACUCAAGACUUGAGACGUUUAGAAGCACAAAGAAAUGCUUUAAACGCUAAAGUACGUCUUUUAAAAGAAGAACUUCAAUUAUUACAAGAACCUGGUUCUUAUGUAGGCGAAGUUGUCAAAGUCAUGGGCAAAAAGAAAGUCUUGGUCAAGGUUCAUCCUGAAGGCAAAUUUGUUGUUGAUCUCGCUUCUGAUAUUGACAUUGCACAAUUAACACCUACAACACGUGUUGCACUUCGUAAUGAUUCUUAUCAACUUCAUAAAGUUUUACCCAACAAAAUUGAUCCUCUCGUCUCUCUUAUGAUGGUUGAAAAGGUACCCGAUUCCACGUAUGAAAUGGUAGGUGGUCUUGAUCAACAAAUUAAAGAAAUUAAAGAAGUGAUCGAGUUACCUGUGAAGCAUCCCGAACUGUUUGAAUCACUUGGUAUUGCACAACCUAAAGGUGUCUUGUUAUAUGGUCCUCCUGGAACGGGUAAGACACUUUUGGCUAGAGCUGUUGCUCAUCACACAGAUUGUCGUUUCAUUCGUGUCUCUGGUUCUGAAUUAGUACAAAAAUAUAUUGGUGAAGGUAGUAGAAUGGUUCGUGAAUUGUUUGUGAUGGCCAGAGAACAUGCUCCUUCAAUUAUUUUUAUGGAUGAAAUCGAUUCUAUUGGUUCAGCUAGAAUGGAAAGUGGAGGAGGAGGAGAUUCUGAAGUACAAAGAACGAUGCUUGAAUUACUAAAUCAAUUAGAUGGCUUUGAAGCAACAAAGAAUAUUAAGGUGAUUAUGGCUACAAAUCGUAUAGAUAUCUUAGAUCCUGCAUUAUUACGUCCAGGUCGUAUUGACCGUAAGAUCGAAUUCCCUCCACCAAGUGAAGAAGCACGUGCUGAUAUUUUAAAGAUUCAUUCUCGCAAGAUGAAUUUAACUCGUGGUAUCAAUCUUCGUAAAAUUGCUGAAAAGAUGAGUGGUAGUAGUGGUGCUGAAGUAAAGGCUGUUUGUACAGAAGCUGGUAUGUUUGCUUUACGUGAACGUCGUGUUCACGUUACUCAAGAAGACUUUGAAAUGUCAGUUGCUAAAGUGAUGAAGAAAGACUCUGAUGCUAAUACAAGUUUGAAGAAGCUCUGGAAGUAG